AUGAAGAUGUUGACAAGACUCCAAGUUCUCAUGUUAGCUUUGUUUUCAAAGGGAUUUUUACUCUCUUUAGGGGACCAUAACUUUCUGAGGAGGGAAAUUAAAAUAGAAGGUGACCUUGUUUUAGGGGGUCUGUUUCCUAUUAAUGAAAAAGGCACUGGAACUGAGGAAUGUGGGCGAAUCAAUGAGGACCGAGGGAUCCAACGCCUGGAAGCCAUGUUGUUUGCUAUUGAUGAAAUCAACAAAGACAAUUACUUGCUACCAGGAGUGAAGUUGGGUGUGCACAUUUUGGAUACAUGCUCAAGGGAUACCUAUGCAUUAGAGCAAUCACUGGAAUUUGUCAGGGCAUCUUUGACUAAAGUGGAUGAAGCUGAGUAUAUGUGUCCUGAUGGAUCCUAUGCCAUCCAAGAAAAUAUCCCACUGCUCAUCGCAGGGGUCAUCGGCGGCUCAUACAGCAGUGUUUCCAUACAGGUGGCAAACCUGCUAAGGCUCUUCCAGAUCCCUCAGAUAAGCUACGCGUCCACCAGCGCCAAACUCAGCGACAAGUCGCGCUAUGAUUACUUUGCCAGGACCGUGCCCCCGGACUUCUACCAGGCCAAAGCCAUGGCCGAGAUCCUGCGUUUCUUCAACUGGACCUACGUGUCCACCGUGGCCUCGGAGGGCGACUACGGGGAGACGGGCAUCGAGGCCUUUGAGCAGGAAGCCCGCCAGCGCAACAUCUGCAUCGCCACGGCGGAGAAGGUGGGUCGCUCCAACAUCCGCAAGUCCUACGACAGCGUGAUCCGCGAGCUGCUGCAGAAGCCCAACGCGCGCGUCGUGGUCCUCUUCAUGCGCAGCGACGACUCGCGCGAGCUCAUCGCUGCCGCCAGCCGCGCCAACGCCUCCUUCACCUGGGUGGCCAGCGACGGCUGGGGCGCGCAGGAGAGCAUCGUCAAGGGCAGCGAGCACGUGGCCUACGGCGCCAUCACGCUGGAGCUCGCCUCGCACCCCGUCCGCCAGUUCGACCGCUACUUCCAGAGCCUCAACCCCUACAACAACCACCGCAACCCCUGGUUCCGGGACUUCUGGGAGCAGAAGUUCCAGUGCAGCCUCCAGAACAAGCGGAACCACCGGCGCGCGUGCGACAAGCACCUGGCCAUCGACAGCAGCAACUACGAGCAAGAGUCCAAGAUCAUGUUUGUGGUGAACGCGGUGUAUGCCAUGGCCCACGCCCUGCACAAAAUGCAGCGUACGCUGUGUCCCAACACCACCAAGCUGUGCGAUGCUAUGAAGAUCCUGGACGGGAAGAAGUUGUACAAGGACUAUUUGCUGAAAAUCAACUUCACAGCUCCAUUCAACCCAAAUAAAGGUGCCGAUAGCAUUGUCAAGUUUGACACUUUCGGAGAUGGAAUGGGACGAUACAACGUGUUCAAUUUCCAGUACGUGGGUGGCAAGUAUUCCUACUUGAAGGUUGGUCACUGGGCAGAAACCUUAUCACUUGAUGUUGACUCUAUCCACUGGUCCCGGAACUCGGUCCCCACUUCCCAGUGCAGUGACCCCUGUGCCCCCAAUGAAAUGAAGAACAUGCAACCAGGGGAUGUCUGCUGCUGGAUCUGUAUCCCCUGUGAGCCCUACGAAUACCUGGCUGACGAGUUUACCUGUAUGGACUGCGGCCUCGGGCAGUGGCCCACUGCAGACCUGUCUGCCUGCUUUAAUCUCCCCGAGGACUACAUCAGGUGGGAAGAUGCCUGGGCCAUUGGUCCAGUGACCAUCGCCUGCCUGGGCUUUAUGUGUACAUGCAUUGUUGUGACUGUUUUCAUCAAGCACAACAACACACCCUUGGUCAAAGCAUCAGGCCGGGAGCUCUGCUACAUCUUGUUGUUUGGGGUUGGUCUGUCCUAUUGCAUGACAUUCUUCUUCAUUGCCAAGCCAUCACCAGUCAUCUGUGCUUUGCGUCGACUAGGGCUGGGGACCUCCUUUGCUGUCUGUUACUCAGCCCUGCUGACCAAGACAAACUGCAUCGCCCGCAUCUUUGAUGGGGUAAAGAAUGGAGCUCAGAGGCCAAAAUUCAUCAGCCCGAGUUCUCAGGUUUUCAUCUGCCUGGGUCUGAUACUGGUGCAAAUUGUGGUGGUGUCUGUGUGGCUGAUCCUGGAAGCUCCAGGCACCAGGCGCUACACCCUUCCAGAGAAGCGGGAGACAGUCAUCUUAAAAUGCAAUGUCAGAGAUUCCAGCAUGUUGAUCUCACUCACCUACGAUGUGGUCCUGGUGAUCUUAUGCACUGUGUAUGCCUUCAAAACUCGGAAGUGCCCAGAAAAUUUCAACGAAGCCAAGUUCAUUGGUUUUACCAUGUAUACCACGUGCAUCAUCUGGCUUGCCUUCCUCCCUAUAUUUUAUGUGACAUCAAGUGAUUACAGAGUGCAGACAACAACCAUGUGCAUCUCUGUUAGCCUGAGUGGCUUCGUGGUCCUGGGCUGUUUGUUUGCACCCAAGGUGCACAUCAUCCUGUUCCAACCCCAGAAGAAUGUGGUCACACACAGACUGCACCUCAACAGGUUCAGUGUCAGCGGAACGGGGACCACAUAUUCUCAGUCCUCUGCAAGCACGUACGUCCCCACGGUGUGCAAUGGGCGGGAAGUUCUCGACGCCACCACCUCAUCUCUGUGA
This is a messenger RNA of Puma concolor (puma), 2640 nucleotides long. It is a transcript of the gene GRM3, whose product is annotated as glutamate metabotropic receptor 3. Gene Ontology annotation, biological process: G protein-coupled receptor signaling pathway. The record is from RefSeq and is a predicted model, not a curated record. Lineage: Eukaryota; Metazoa; Chordata; Mammalia; Carnivora; Felidae. Gene Ontology annotation, molecular function: G protein-coupled receptor activity. Gene Ontology annotation, cellular component: membrane.